This is a messenger RNA of Acanthamoeba castellanii str. Neff, 1131 nucleotides long. RefSeq lists its product as uncharacterized. Lineage: Eukaryota; Discosea; Longamoebia; Acanthamoebidae. The record is from RefSeq and is a predicted model, not a curated record. Bases 1 to 1131 code for a protein of 376 amino acids. The transcript has 7 exons.
AUGGCUCAGGCUAUGCUGCAGAAGCUGAAGGCCCCUGCGGGGGCGGCCGACGUGGAGCGCUGUGCCCUGGAGGUGUGGCGGAGGCGCCGGCAUGACAGUGGGCUGGAGGCCUCGACUACAGAGGGAGAGCUCCUGGUGCAGUGCAUACUGGAUCGCCUCGCCCCGACCGAGGGGCCUCUCGCCACGCUCCUCGACUGGCUCUUCUUCGACGCCUCGCCUCAUGCUACCACCAUCGAUGGCUACCAAGGGGAGAAGGCGGAGCUCUUCGCAGCAAUCGGCUCGCAGGUGCUGGAGCGGUGGCGAGAGGCGAGCGGCAGCUCGGAGAAAGCGUCGAACCUCUACGCGCAGCACUCGGCCAGCCUGUGGCAACGCCUGUGGACUGCGACGGGCGAUGACGUGGAAGUCGCCCACGCUGAAGGUGUGGCAGUGCUGUUGCUGCGCUGCUUGACCAUGAUCCAUGACUUCUUCACACCGAGCCAAAGGCUUUGGGAAUCCUGCACGCCCUUGGCUACGAGCCUCUUGACUCAGUUCAAGCAGAGAGUGCUUCAGAACGCCAAGGGGCUGGCGUUACUGGGCGUGGUGGCCAGUCUACUGGAAAAUGGCGUGUGGGCGUUCCUUUCCGACUUCCAACUGCUGUGGGACCGAGCAGACGACCCCUGCCUGCUGCACCUGUUUGGCCACGCGGAGCGCCAAGUGCGACUCGCGACUCUCAAACUCAUACAGCCAUCCAACGAAGCCUUCUUGGAGGCGUACCGCUACGAUAGCUACAGCAAGAUCUGGUGGAUGUGCAUCGACGAUUCUGACGCGCAAGUUCGCGCGGUGGCGUGUCGUCGCCUCUUCGUGGCUUACAUCCAUGAGGCCGCCAUCGAGCUCAGUUCGGCGCUGCCAUCUAUGGUUGUCCGGCUGGACCAGGAAACAGAUCAAGAGGCGCUUAUGUCGCUCCUUGUACUGCUGGCCAGCUUCCUGAACCGUUUGGCCUCCGAUGAAGAACAGAGGGCCGAAUCGGCCUCUUUGAUCAACUCGGCAGGGUAUCGAUCCCACAUCGUCAUUCUCAUGCUAAAGGGCCUCGCAGGUCUUGAUGCUGACAAACUGUCUCCUGGCUGGUGGUCGGCAGGCUGGUUGCAGCUGUAG